Molecule: messenger RNA, 1323 nt
Organism: Penicillium macrosclerotiorum
Lineage: Eukaryota; Fungi; Ascomycota; Eurotiomycetes; Eurotiales; Aspergillaceae
Product: putative aminotransferase
Exons: 1
Coding region: 1-1323 (440 amino acids)
Biological process (GO): amino acid metabolic process; biosynthetic process
Molecular function (GO): pyridoxal phosphate binding; transaminase activity
Source: RefSeq, a predicted model, not a curated record
AUGGCCCAGACUGUUAAAGGGCUAGUGCUUUCUUCUCGCGCUCAGGAUGUCGCCAAUGACGGAUCUACAAAUCUGAUGUGGGACAUCAUGACUGACGCUUGGUGCCCGUCACGCAACCCCAGGGGAUAUGUCAAUGUGGGCGUGGCUGAAAACACACUAAUGCAUGCCGAGCUUCUGCAAUUUCUCAACUCCAAGCUAGAUCUGCCUGCACAGUACCUCACCUACAACGACGGCGGGGGCGGGUCCUCUAGGUUAAGGGACAACCUGUCACAGUUCCUGAAUCGCCAUUUACACCCAUUUAUUCCGUUGCAACUUGACCAUCUCAUUGUGACGAACGGAGUCUCACCAGCAAUUGAGCAUGUAUCAUGGGCCCUUGCAGACCCGGGAGAAGGGAUUCUGCUCGGUCGGCCCUACUACGGCACCUUUGUUCCUGAUAUCUCCACGCGCCCUGGAACAACGGUGGUUCCCGUCAGUUUCGAUGACAUUGACCCAUUCCAUAUCGAUGCUGUGCAAAAGUAUGAACAGGCGCUGCAAGAAUACCAACAGAAGACCGGCAAGCGAGUCAGAGCCUUGAUGCUCUGUCAUCCUCACAACCCGCUCGGACGCUGCUACCCCAGAGACGUGCUCAUCGCAUUGAUGAAGUUCUGCCAGAAGUAUCAGAUACAUCUGAUCAGCGACGAAAUUUACGCGCUGUCAACAUGGCACAACACCGUCGAUCAAGAACCCUCCGCCGUGACGUUCGAGUCAGUAUUAUCAAUUGACCUCGACGGCACUAUUGACCCUCGACUGGUCCACAUACUCUGGGGUAUGAGCAAAGACUUUGGCGCCAAUGGUAUCCGUCUGGGAGUCAUCAUCUCACAAGCCAAUAAAGACCUGCAUUCGGCAAUGAAGGCGAUUUCCUUGUACUCGUAUGCCUCCGGCGUUUCGGAUUACUUGGUGUCACGUCUCCUCGAGGAUACACAAUUUACAGAAUCCUACAUCCAGGAGAACCAAAAGCGAUUAUCGGAAAGCUAUGCGUACACGGUUGCGUUUGUCCGACAGCAUGGCAUUAACUAUGCCCCUGGGAGCAACGCCGCCUUCUUCCUUUGGGUCAAUCUGGGGAGCAAGUACCGCGACUUGCAUCCUGGGGAAGUUGGAGUGGACGGGGUUGGAGAUCGGAUUAUGCGACUUCUGCUGAAACACAAGGUAUUCUUGGCCAGUGGCGCCUUGUUUGGGUCCGAGAAAGAUGGUUGGUUUCGGAUUGUCUUUUCCCAAUCUCGGGACCAUUUGGAUGAAGCAUUGCAGAGGAUUGUUUUGGCAUUACAAGACGGGGCCUGUGCAUAA